Molecule: messenger RNA, 1530 nt
Organism: Ricinus communis (castor bean)
Lineage: Eukaryota; Viridiplantae; Streptophyta; Magnoliopsida; Malpighiales; Euphorbiaceae
Product: protein AGENET DOMAIN (AGD)-CONTAINING P1
Exons: 3
Coding region: 132-1109 (325 amino acids)
Source: RefSeq, a predicted model, not a curated record
GCCUCUCUUUUCUGUUUGACACUCUUCUUCUACUUUCUUCCCGUUCCUUUCCUCUGUGCACAGAGAGAACUUCUAAACCUUCACCUUUCCAUUUUCCUCUUUCAAAACCCUAAACCUAACCAUAGCUAACAAUGUCCCCCAAAUCCAAAACCAAACCCAGAACUCCACCACAGCACCCUCACUUCAAGAACGGCACAGUCGUCGAAGUCUCCUCAGACGACGACGGAUUCCGGGGCUCGUGGUACACCGGAAAAAUCAUCAAGCGGGCAUCUUCUAGAAGCCCUAACAAAUACUUGAUUGAGUAUGAGAAACUCUUUAGUGAUGAAUCGGGGAAAAACCCAUUGAAGGAAAUUCUUGAUCUUGCCCAGUUGAGGCCUUUAGCUCCAAGAGAGAAAAAGAGGAGAUUUAGAUUUGGAGAGAAAGUUGAUGCUUAUCAUAAUGAUGGGUGGUGGGAAGGGUCUAUAACUGAAGAGUGUAAAGAUGGGAAAUUUGCUGUGUUUUUUAGAGGUACAAGGGAGCAGAUUGUUUUUGGGGAAGAAGAUUUAAGGUUGCAUAGAGAAUGGGUUGAUGAUCAAUGGAAACCUCCUUUAGAAGAUGAGAGUUUGAAGGAAGAGAAAGAGGAGGCAAAUGAAACACCGAAAGUGCCAACUACCUUAGAAGUGAAUCAUAUUGAAGCAGAGACAGAGGAGAACUUUAGCAAGGGAAUGGAGAUUGAGGUUAGUAGUGAUGAAGAAGGUUUUCAAGGUGCUUGGUUUGCAGCAACUAUUAUCGAAGCAGUGGGAAAGGAUAAGUACCUUAUUGAGUACAAAAACUUGAGAACAGAAGACGAUACUGAUUUUUUAAGAGAGGAGAUUGACAUUGCUCACUUAAGGCCCUGUCCACCAGAAAUCAUAAUGGUUAAUAGUUUUAAACUGCUGGAUGAAGUUGAUGCUUUAUACAAUGAUGGUUGGUGGGUGGGCGUUAUUUCUAAGGUUCUUGCUGACUGCAAGUACACAGUGUAUUUCAGAGACACCAGUGAGGAAAUGACGUUUCGACACUCUGAAUUAAGGCUGCAUCAUGAUUGGAUUGCUGGCGAAUGGAUCUUGCCUUCAUCGGCUAUGAAGCGGUGAUUGCUGAAGGAACUGCAAGGGAUUUGCUGUGAUCAUUUGCAGCAUUACUAUGUAGAUAUUAACAUCCGGCUCCUUGGCUCCCUGCCAUAUUCUGUGUUAAAAGUGGUGGAAGCUGAAUUUUCCCAGAUAUAUUACCUGACAAGUUGGAUAUCCUUGGCUGUUUGAUAGUAGUAUUCUAGUAUUAUACGUAUGUUUUUAGACUUAGAGCUCUCUACACGCAUCCUUGAACUGAUCCAUGCAUGAAAGGCAAGUUGAGUAUUUUUAGAUGCAUUGUUGUGCAACCUCAAGAUAAUGACCAUCUGAGGUCUAUUUGCCCUUCAGGGGAUUAUCAUAAACUUAUCUGUUCUUAUCGUCUUGCUUGUAACAUGUAUUGCUCUCGGAAAAACUAGCUCAUGAAUGCAUUUGGUUGGUUAACAGAAAA